UCAAUUCAUAACAUUUUGUUUGUUUUUGUUUUCUCUCUCAUCUCUACGCUCAACAUAUGUUCAUAUGUUGCUCAACCUUGUCUUCGGAACGAACGAUUCAGUGGAUCCAUCUCAUUGGUAUUCCCAUUAAAACAUACCACCCAUUCUCCACAAAUCAAAGUAAAUGAACACCCAAAAGAGAUGACAGUAACAUUGAUUAUCAGGAGAACAUUAACCACUUGUAGUAAGCUAGGCGCUAAGCAGAUCCCAAACAAUUUGAAGGGCAGGAGUAAAAGUUCACAGGAAUGGUUAACCCGGCAAUUGGCCGAUCCAUAUGUGGAGAAGGCCAAAAUGAUGAACUAUCGUUGCCGAAGUGCAUUCAAACUGCUAGAAAUCGAUGAAAAGUACAACAUUAUUCAGCCAGGGGAUUGUGUAAUAGACUGCGGUGCCGCACCGGGAAGUUGGACACAAGUGGCAGUGGAAAAAUGUAAUGCUAAUGGGCGCAUGGAAAAGAAACCAAAGGGGGCUGUAUUUAGUAUGGAUUUAUUGCACUUUCACAGUGUUCCAGGAGCAACAAUAUUUGGUGGCAUGGACUUUACGAAAGAGGAGAGCAAACAGCAACUUAUAAAAGCACUGAAUGGUAGAAAAGUCAAUUGCGUAUUGUCCGAUAUGGCUCCAAAUGCCACAGGUGUGAGAAUAUUAGAUCAGGAGUCCAUUGUUAAUUUAUGUUACGAUGUCCUACGUUUUGCUCUUGUCAUGUCGGCACCUCAAGCCAAUCUCGUUGUAAAGGUAUGGGAUAAUGGUGAUGUACCCAGAAUGGAAAAAGAUAUCCAACGAUUCUAUGAAAAAGUGAAGAGGGUAAAACCCAGAUCUAGUCGGGACGAUUCCGCCGAACAAUUCUUUGUGGCACGAGGUUUUAAGGGAUUAGAAAAUAUUAUGAAUGAAGAAAAGAAAGAAACAAAAUAAACCUGACAUGGUACUCAGA
This is a messenger RNA of Musca domestica (house fly), 964 nucleotides long. RefSeq names its product rRNA methyltransferase 2, mitochondrial (gene Mrm2). NCBI's taxonomy places the organism in Eukaryota, Metazoa, Arthropoda, Insecta, Diptera, Muscidae. Gene Ontology annotation, molecular function: rRNA (uridine-2'-O-ribose)-methyltransferase activity. Gene Ontology annotation, cellular component: mitochondrion. The record is from RefSeq and is a predicted model, not a curated record. Bases 181 to 945 code for a protein of 254 amino acids. Gene Ontology annotation, biological process: RNA methylation. The transcript has 2 exons.